GGACCCGGUGGGGUGAGCAGAGGGGAGGAGUAAUCGGUCUCAGUGACCGGUCUCAGUUCGUCUCCUUCCCGUGUCUUUCGGUGCCGGCAAGGCCUGCCCUGGCCUUGGCUCGCCGGUGGGCGGGCGGGCCCAAGGUGUACCGUGGAGCUAUGGCGCAGCGGAGGGCGGCGGAGCGCGGGCCUUGCCAAGCGGCGGCGAGUGCCAAGCACCAGCGGCAGCUUCUAGAAGGAAAAGCUCAGGCAGAAGGUGGAUCAGCUCGGACAUCACUGCUUAUAUUAGUGUCCAUCUUCUCAUUGGCUGCUUUCCUUAUGUUCCUGGUAUAUAGAAAUUUCCCACAACUUAGUGAAGAAGAAAGAGAAUGUAUAAAGGUUCCUAGAGAUAUGGAUGAUGCGAAGGCCUUGGGGAAAGUUCUGUCCAAGUAUAAGGAUACAUUUUAUGUUCAAGUGUUAGUGGCUUAUUUUGCCACAUAUGUUUUCUUGCAAACGUUUGCUAUUCCUGGGUCUAUAUUUCUCAGUAUCCUGUCAGGGUUUCUUUAUCCCUUUCCAUUGGCCUUAUUUCUUGUUUGUCUGUGUUCUGGACUUGGAGCUUCAUUUUGCUAUAUGCUUUCAUACCUAGUGGGACGUCCUGUUGUAUACAGAUAUUUAACAGAAAAAGCAGUAAAAUGGUCAGAACAGGUAGAACGACACAGAGAACACCUCAUUAACUACAUAAUAUUUUUGAGAAUAACACCUUUUCUUCCCAAUUGGUUUAUCAAUAUAACAUCUCCUGUAAUUAAUGUGCCAUUGAAAGUAUUUUUCAUUGGCACUUUUCUAGGUGUGGCACCACCAUCUUUUGUAGCCAUUAAGGCAGGAACAACGCUGUACCAACUUACAACAGCAGGGGAAGCUGUUUCCUGGAACUCUGUUUUUGUUCUCAUGAUUCUAGCCAUCCUCUCCAUCCUACCAGCUGUCUUCCAGAAGAAACUGAAACAGAAGUUUGAAUAAGGAUCAGACUGGACCAGAAUUUUCCAUACUUCAUCUCAGGAUCAGCACUUCUGAUAUUUGUAUAUUUGCUUUUCUAUUGGAUCUUAAACAAUUAAAGAGGAGGCUUGUAAUUGAUAAGAAUGUCUUUAAAUGAACACAUGGCCCAGAACUGAAGGAACUGUGUUCAGAAAUGUACUACAUACAGUUUUGUAACCAAACCAUCAGUGUUUUACUUUGGGAGGGGGUGUGUGCGGCACUGAGGAUGAGGGAAGUGUAAACACAGAUUGAACAUUUUGCUCUGAUUAUAUGCAGAGCAAAAAAUGUAAUGUAGACAUAAACUACAGAUACUGCUUUCUAAAACUUGGAGGAAACCUUAAUUAUUCAGUCCAGUUUUGUAAUAUUCUCUGUAGGCAUGCAUGUGAUCUGGUCUGGGUGCAUUUCCUCAUCAACAAUAUUUCUGUUUUUUUUCCCUUGGGAGUUCCAUGAUAAUAACAAUAUAAUAACGGUGCUCACUCAGAAACAAAGGGGGUUUUGCAGUACUUUAAUUGCAAUGAUAUUCUCAUUCUGAUUGUUUACUUCUACUUAUUAGCGCUGUGUGGAUUUAAAUACUUGAACUGACAUCUGCUUUAACAGAUUUAACUGGAUUAACAAUGGCAAAGUGUCACAUCAUUCCCUCUUGUCCUCUGUAAAGUUUUAUUCUGGGGAAGAUAUGAAAAGGGAGAGAGCAGGUUAGAAUUAUGAUCGUUGCUGGUUGAUGAUUCUGACUUUCUAAUUUUUAUUUUUUUAAUGUUGAUUAUUUUGCCAAUAUUUCACUUGCUUAGAUUUAUCCUGCCCAUUUAAGAAAAUGAUUGUAUGAUCAUAUAAAACUUUCAGUUCUCAAAAAUUUAAAAAUGUUUAAGCAAUUGUCAUAGUUUAGCCCUAGCCAGUAACUUAGCACCACGCAGCCAUUUGCUCAUUCUCCGUUUUGCCCCCCCUCCACAGGGCAGGAUGGGGUGGAGACUCAAAAGAAUGUAAACCCCACGGGUUGAGGUAAGAACAGUCCAGUAACUAAAAAAAAGUAAAAUAUAGUGAUAAUAGAUACCAACAAUAAUAACAAAAAUUAUAGUAGGAAAGGAUAACAACAAAGAAAGCUCAGAAAACACAGUUGCUGAUCGCCUGCUGACCACUACCCAGCCAGACCUGAGCAGCGAUCGGUCCUUUCUGGGUGACUCCACCCAGUUUAUAUGCUGGUCAUGACAUGCUGUGGUAUGGAUGUGGUAGCCCCUUUGGCUAGGUUGGGUCAGGUGUCCUGUCUCUUCUGCCUCCUGCCUUCUCCUGCCCCCCUCCUCACUGGCAGAGCAUGAGAGACUGAAAAGUCCUUGACCAGAGUAAGCACUGCUCAGCAGUAACUCAACUAUUGGUGUGUUACCAGCAUUAUUCUCAGACUAAAGCCAAAACACUGAACUAAAACUAAAGCACUGCAACAGCUGCUAGGAAGAAAUUUAACAGCUGAAACCAGGACUGUAUCUGCCCCUUAUUCUAUAGCAUUUAUAUCAAGCUCAUGUUCCACAUUUUCCAGUAUACCAGUAUCCUUUUUGUCUCUUUUAGAUAUGUAUGUGUAUAUACAUAUAUACACACACACACACAGAGAGAGGUAUCAUUCCUUAGGCCGUGGGCCAUCCCUAUGAAGUUUGCUGCAUUCAUUCAGUCCAUGAUCUGUUGUAACAGUUCUUCAGGGCAGGAGACAUGGUGUGUGGUGUUAGACUGUUGCCUGAUGAUGUCACCACUGAUCUCAUCUGGUCUCAUCAAAGUUCAUUCUUUGUUGGGGUGAUGAUCUGAGGGAAGUCAGGUUCAGUUGAUGGUGACCUGAGGACAGUACUGGGAGACUCCUGCUGCUGCUGCCAGUUUUUCCCAUGACUUCUCUGCCGAUGAUGAUGACAGUACAUAUUUUCAGAGCCCGGAGUGGCAGAGAUGGGCAUAUAGCUGAUGGGCUAUAGAAGCCUUAUAUAGCGGGCAACAGCGUGUAAUUGAGUUUAUUGGCUGUUUUCUCCCCAAAUUAAAUCCCCUUGAGGUACACACCAGACUUCUGCAUCUUCUCACAUUACCCACCAAGUAUAUCCAGGUUCCUGAGCAAAAGCAAUCUCAUAAGUGGGUUUGCCUUUACCUGAAGCAGGAAUAACCCAGACUGUCUUCCCCAGCAAUUUAUGUGCACCACAGGAACUUCAUCCCCCUCUGCAGUACAUAAAAGUUCUGAUUGGGCUGGGCUAGCCCUGUUGACAGAUCCCCUAGUGUUGACCAGCCAUGUGGCUUUUGGUAAAUGUGUAUCCCAGUGUUUGAAAGCCCCACUGCCCAUUGCUCUCAGUGUAGUUUUUAACAGGCCAUUGUACCAUUUGAUUUUCCCAGAGGCUGAUGGGGAUAUGCUGUGGGGACAGUCAUGAUGUGCUGUGGUAUGGAAGAAUCUGCUAGGAAGAAAAUUAGCUGUUAAGCUGAAACCAGCACAGCAGUGUAAUUUUAAUUGCCAUUUCUCAAGUAUAAAAUUUCCCAUUGCAGGUUGAUUAGCUAGAAGACAUGUCAGGUAGGCAAACUGGUGCAAUUCUUACUAAAAAGCUGAUUCUGAAUAAUACUCAAAGCAUCAUGUAACAGAAGGUUUUUGUGUCAGUGUAUAUAAAAUUGACAGGAUUGUUCUAUUGUCUGGUAAGUCAGUAACUGGCAGGGGGCAACCAGCUAUGAUUUACUUUUAAGAAGACGUAUAUAUAUUCACUCAGUAAGGUAUAUGAUACCUCUCCUUGUAUGCUUUUAACUGUUGUAGCUUGUAAUGUUAGUGGAAUUCCAUAAAGUGAUGCCCUGAUCAGCAAAGAACUGGGGUGUGCAUUAAAGUUUUAUCCUACUGAAACCAGUGCUGCUUAUAUGCUUUAAGUUGGUACCCCUAAAGUAUCUUGCUGAAAUGGCAGUUGGCACAUUAGCCUAUGCUCCAAUUCAAUCACUUAUUUGUGUCUUCAUGUUACCAUACGAUAGAUCAUUGAGAGCAGUUCCAUAAAUGUGAUAAUGUGGAAGGUACUGCUACCAUAUAGAGUUUUGUUUUUUUUUUGUAACAUAAUGUUAAUUGACUCCUUCACAGUAUUACAUGUAAAUAUUCAGUAAAUAUUGUUGAUAUACUGUCUUUUAUUUAAAUUCAGGCUGUACAGUAAAUGGUAUUUUUGACAUAGAUGGGUAAAGAAAUCCAUAUCACUACUGUUUGCAAGUUUAUUGUAAGAGCAUUUAGCCUCAGCAGUUGGUUUGUUAUUAGAAUUUACUCUAAAAGUGUACAUUAUUGGCAUCUAAAACUGAGCAGUGAUUACGUCUGUUGCUGCAGGUUUGAUCUCAGAGGUUGCCUACCCAGGGGAUUUAUUCCAUAGUAAACUUUAGUGUGAAUUUAGCUGUUGUAAGCAAGUGUCUCCUGGACUGUUGGCGUGUGAAGGUGCUGUACAUUUACAGCCUACUUUUCUGCAUAGUUAGUUUUUCGUGCAGAGGAACUGUCAGAAUAAACUACUUACUACUUAUUGCCCAGUGUUUUUCUUAGAACUUGUCUCAAUCUCUGCAGAUGCUUUUGUGAAAUCCUUUCUGUGCUAUAUAAAGCCAGUGUUUGGUGGAACCAAGGUUCUAAAGACUAAAGAGGGAACACUAAAUGCUAAAGAAGGAACUGAACUUUUUCAGUUUAACGUGAAUCAUGCUAUUGCUUGACAUUUUCACUUGAGUUGUAUUUCACUGUGUAGAUGGGAUCAGGCUAUGCCAUUGAAAAACCUGUUGUGUUUCAGCCAUGGACUGUGUUCCCAUCACAGUGGCUAAAAGCCUUAAGACUUUAAAAAGGUCAAAAAUAAGGUUCUUUCCUUUUGCAAGACCCUAGUGUUUUGUUUUUUUUUUAAACCUGUUCCUUCUGUUGUUGAUCUUCAGCUGCCUAUGGCCCCAAGUAGUUUCCUACCCUCAUGAGGACUAGGGGUGGUAAGGAGUAAGGAAGGCCUUGUGAAAAAAGACAAAAAAGCACUGUGUUGUGGAAUACUCUACUAGCCUACAUUUUUAGGGACUCCAGCAAGUGAUCCAAGAGAUAGCUGUAAUAUGUUGAUAGGAAGAGAGUGACUACCAUGAAAUGAACCAGGACACACAGGUGUAGCUUUGAUUUUACUUGCAAGGAGUUUUGAGCUGUUAGGUGACCUACCUUUUGGAAUGUUUUGUGAUGCCUGCAUGACAUCAUCACUAAAUGUCUCUUGCUGUUUGAUAAUAAAGCUAUUACAUAAAACAUG
Messenger RNA from Melopsittacus undulatus (budgerigar), 5218 nucleotides. It is a transcript of the gene TMEM41B, whose product is annotated as transmembrane protein 41B. The record is from RefSeq and is a predicted model, not a curated record. NCBI's taxonomy places the organism in Eukaryota, Metazoa, Chordata, Aves, Psittaciformes, Psittaculidae. The coding region runs from base 150 to 983 and encodes 277 amino acids. The transcript is spliced from 7 exons. Gene Ontology annotation, cellular component: endoplasmic reticulum membrane.